Molecule: messenger RNA, 519 nt
Organism: Aspergillus vadensis CBS 113365
Lineage: Eukaryota; Fungi; Ascomycota; Eurotiomycetes; Eurotiales; Aspergillaceae
Exons: 1
Coding region: 217-387 (56 amino acids)
Source: RefSeq, a predicted model, not a curated record
AGAUUCUUCCACGGUCUCCCUCACAUGGGGUACCCUCACAGUCUGGUCCCGUCGUACAAGUGGUUCGAGGAUGUUCUGCGCUCACCCCAGGAGCCUCUCAAGAACUAGAAAGAAGGGUUGUUUCCAACGCGUCGUACAUGUAUAAAUACUCAACAUAUAUGUGAACGGCCAACUAUGCACUGAACGAUCGACAAUGAAAGCGAUGACUGCAAUGAGAUGAGAACAUGGGUAUCUCGUACUUGGUCUGCACAAUCUUCACAUGUCACUUUAGUAGUAAAAUCAGGUUCUGAUUACCUUUCUGCCUGUCUGCGUGAUCACAAUGUCUUGACCGGAAUUUUGUUAAGCAUUGGCAAUUUGACUUUCGGUAUUCUGGUCCCCAAGCUUUAAAAGAAGGUUCUGAGGUCACUGCACUCAGGGCUAUAAUUUGACUCUCUCAGAAAGGUCAUGGUCAUUGACCCCCAUACAAUGACCCCAGAUCCCCCCCCCCGAGGAGGAGAUCUGAGACAUGGAUUCAAUAGU